This is a messenger RNA of Dryobates pubescens (Downy woodpecker), 9694 nucleotides long. It is a transcript of the gene PEAK1, whose product is annotated as pseudopodium enriched atypical kinase 1. The coding region runs from base 597 to 5978 and encodes 1793 amino acids. Lineage: Eukaryota; Metazoa; Chordata; Aves; Piciformes; Picidae. Gene Ontology annotation, cellular component: focal adhesion; actin cytoskeleton. The record is from RefSeq and is a predicted model, not a curated record. The transcript has 8 exons. Gene Ontology annotation, biological process: protein phosphorylation. Gene Ontology annotation, molecular function: protein kinase activity; ATP binding.
CGGGCCGGGCCGCGGCCGGCGGCGCCCGGAGUUAGUUGUUGCGCGCGGGCGCGGCGGUCGCAGCCCGUCCCGGGAGUCGUUUCCUCGUCGGGGCCCGGCGACAGCCGGCCCGUGACGAAACCUUGUCAGUGUAGCUGCUGCUGCUGCACCCUGCCUCUCGUCGCCCGCCCCUCGUCGCCUGCCCGUGGGAGGUACCGCGGGCCCGGGGAGCCCCUCGCCAGAAAAUGUUGCUGUCCUGACCAGCAGUCGUGAAGAGAAGGGAGUGAAGAAAAUUUGUCUGGAGAAGUAGCAAGUCUUGACAUUUUCAUUGGGAUUUAUUACCAGUAGCCACUGAAGGUUUUGCAAAGCCAAUCGUUGACACUGGAACGGAUGACGUGCCUCAGACUUAAGAGGUGGAUGUGCUGCAGUUUGAAAGUUGAAUCUGUUCAGAGGGAUCAGGAGAACAACAGAGCCAGCACAAGGGAAGCGGUGAGGCUACAUGAAGAAUGACCACUGCUCAAAACAGUAGCCAUACGAAGUGCACAGAGUGGAAACACGUGGAUUACAUUCCUACCAUGCACUGAACGGCACAGCCCCAAGCGCAGAGCUCUGGGAAAAUGUCUGCUUGCAACACUUUCACUGAGCACGUCUGGAAACCUGGUGAAUGUAAGAACUGCUUCAAGCCCAAAAGCUUGCAUCAGUUACCUCCAGUAUCUGAAAAAAAGCCCCUCUCGCAUGGAAACCUGAAACCCAAUGCAAACCAAAGUAACAGCCAUCGUGGAAGAAAUACAGGAAGCUUCCGACCCCCCGUGGCAAAGAAACCCACCAUAGCUGUGAAACCCACCAUGAUGGUGGUAGACGGGCAGGGCGUGUGUGGCGAAAUCAGCGCACCAGAUCUGUGUGAGAACAAGGCGGUGCCCGUGGGUUGGAACCGGAACAAAGCCAUCUUGAACAGAAAACCACUGAACAAUAAUAAUGAGGAGGAAAUUGAAGGCUAUAGCCAUGUUCACAGGCCGUAUGGCAACAACGAUGGUGUAGGUAAGAUACCAAAUAACAAUAGUAAUGGACUGACAGACGUUUUGAAGGAGAUUGCAGGUUUGGAUACCACUCCUCAGCUAACCGGACAUGAAACGAACUCCAGAGAAAACUUCUUGGGAAGAAUAAAUAACUGCUACAAAAGAUCGUUAGAAAGGAAGAUUCCUCCAAGCUGCAUGAUGGGUGGAAUGAAGGAUUCACAGAGUAAGCAUGUUAUUCUGAGUGGAAGCACUGAAGUCAUAAGUAAUGAAGGUGGACGUUUCUGUUAUCCGGAGUUCUCUAGCGGAGAUGAGAGUGAGGAUGACACGUUUUUUGGCAGCAUGCAGGAAGAGCAUGAGAGCUGGGAUGAAAGUGAUGAAGAGUUGCUAGCAAUGGAGAUUCGUAUGAGGGGCCAACCCCGCUUCGCUAAUUUUAGAGCUAACACCCUGUCUCCUGUUCAGUUCUGUGUUGACAAAAAGUGGAAUACUGUGCCCCUCAGAAACAAGUCCCUCCAGAGGAUCUGUGCAGUGGAUUAUGAUGACAGUUAUGAUGAAAUCUUAAACGGCUAUGGGGAAGAGACUGUGAUUCUUUAUGGGCAAGAGAGCAUGCAGAGCAUGGUAUCUUCUGAUUCUACAUCUCCUGAUUCUUCUUUGACAGAAGAGUCUCGCUCUGGAACAGCCAGCAGCUCUUCACAGAAGUUCUGUAAUGGAGGGUUAUCUCCUAGUACUCCUCAGGAUCUCAAAUUGAUUGAACCAGAGUAUGAAACUCUUUGUGAUAACCAACAAGUGAAGGAUGUGUCAAAAGCUCCCAGAAAUGUUCCAAAAAGUCUCGAAACUCACAAGGCAGUGCUUGCACUUCGACUGGAAGAGAAGGACGGCAAAAUUGCUGUGCAAACUGAUAAGCAAGAGAAUAAAAGUUCUUCUGAUGUUGCUGGUCAAGCUGUAACCAUAAAUUUGGUGCCUGUGGAAGAGCAAGCUAAACCUUACAGGGUGGUGAAUAUGGAACAACCAGUUUGCAAGCCAUAUACCGUAGUAGAUGUAUCAGCUGCAAUGACCAAUGAAUGUAUGGAGAAUCCAACUGAAACCUCAGAAACCAGAAAAACAUCAUCUACCCCAAGCUCACCAGUAACUCCAGGCACACCUAUUGCAUCCUCUGCUGCCUCACCCGUACAAGUAAAUGCUAAUCUGAAAAAAUCCAGUGCAAUUAGGUAUCAAGAAGUGUGGACUUCUAGUACUAGUCCGAGACAGAAGAUACCUAAGGUGGAGUUAAUUAAUAACAGCUCAGGACCAUCAGUUCCUCCCAGGAAGACAAGCCACAAGUCAGCUCCUACUUCACCUACAGCUACAAAUGUUGCUUCAAAAACGAUCCCAGUUAAGUCUCCCAAUUUAUCUGAGAUAAAAUUCAACAGCUACAAUAAUGCUGGUAUGCCACCUUUUCCUAUUAUCAUUCAUGACGAGCCCACUUAUGCCAAGAGUUCCAAAAACGCUAUUAAAGUUCCUAUUGUCAUCAAUCCAAAUGCAUAUGAUAACCUGGCUAUCUAUAAAAGUUUUCUAGGGACUAGUGGAGAGCUUUCCCUCAAAGAUAAAACUACCAGUGUAAUAAGCCACACAUAUGAAGAAAUAGAAACAGAAAGUGAAGGGACUGAAGCCCUAGGAAGUAAACCCACUGAACUUUCCCAAGGAAAGGGGGCAACUAACAGCUCCGAGUGCAGGCUAGGUUCUGUGGCUCAAAAGGUCCAAGAGUUUAAUAGCUGUCUCGGUAAGAGUCAGAUAUCACCGCAGAGAAGUCACAGUUCUGACCACAGCUCCCCACCAAGGGUUCAAAAGACAACACAAGAGCCUGCAGCAAAAAUAGACCUAACACCAGAGACUUCUGUUGGCAGCAGCAGCAGAGAGAAUGCAAGCACGGUGCUUUCACAGAUUGUGGCUUCUAUCCAGCCUCCGCAGUCUCCUCCAGAAACGCCUCAGUCUGGACCCAAGUCUUGCAGCAUAGAAGAGCUGUAUUCCUUACCCCCCGAUGCAGAUGCUACUAAAACCACCCUGGUACGACCCAAAUCUCUGUUUACAUCACAGUCUGAAAUGGAGUCAUCCAAGAUGGUGGAAAACACUGCCAUUAAAAUGCAGAAAGAAGCACUUUCGCAGCCAGUUGCCACCCCCUCUCCAAAGCCGGUGAGAGCCACCCCAAAUACCACAAGCCCCAAAACAGAGCAAGCACCACCAUUUCCUCCUCCACGAUCUACUUCUUCACCCUAUCAUGCAAGUAACUUGUUGCAAAGACAUUUCAGCAAUUGGGCCAAACCAAACAGUCCCACCAGGUCUACAGAGGCUGAAUCCAUCCUUCAUUCAGAAGGUCGGCGAGCCGCCGAUGCCAAACCCAAACGCUGGAUAUCAUUUAAAAGCUUCUUCCGCCGCAGGAAAACAGAUGAUGAGGAAGACAAAGAGAAAGAAAGAGAGAAAGGAAAAUUGGUUGGGCUUGAUGGAACCGUUAUACAUAUGCUCCCCCCUCCUCCAGUUCAACGUCAUCACUGGUUCAGUGAGGCCAAGUCAGACUCUAGCGAGAAGCCAUCGAUUGUUUUCAUGUAUAGAUGUGAACCGGCGCAAGCUGAACCAAAGGCUGAGCAGCAAAACAAGGGUGGAGCAGAGUCUGCUAUUGCAGAGGCACUAGCAAAAGACAAAGGAGAAACACAGGAAACGUCUGCAGAGAGCUCUGAACAGCAAACAGCCAGCCAUUCAUCACCACCUCAGACUGAGAAGAAAAUCCCCAGCACAUCAGAACACUGUGGAAUCAAUGGCUCGCCAGAGUUUCAAGACAUGAUUAAAAGACUCAAGAAGGCCCUGAAAGAAUUUCCUUUAAUGGGGAAUUGUGUGAGUGAGUACAGUGGUCAAGUGCCUGAUGACACGACACUGGAGGAUUUGUCCCCUCAUGUCCCUAGAGCUGUAUUUGUGAAGCAGGACAAUGGCGGCAGUGCCUCCGUCAUACCAGUGUCAUCUGUCCGUGUCCCACAGGGGGAGGAAGAAAAGGAAGAAGCUUCCAGUUCUCCUGACUUAAAUCCUUGCAGUGCUACAUACAGCAAUUUAGGACAGUCCAGGGCAGCCAUGAUACCUCCAAAACAGCCGAGGCAACCAAAGGGAGCUUUGGAUGAUGCCAUUGCCUUUGGGGGACUAGUAGACCAGGCGACAAUGAACAGCUUGCAGCCAACACCACCUCCACUGCCAAAGAAAACAAUUCUGAGAGCCAACACAGAGCCGACUCCCAGAGAUCUCCAGAAGCAGGCUCUGGAGAACAGCCUGUGCAUCAUGGCAAAUCCCACCUAUGACAUCGACACCAACUGGGAAGCAAGCAGCGCCUGCUCUUCAGUCAGCCUGGAGCUCAAGAUACUGGACAAUGAGUCAGGAGAUUCCUUGGACAGGCCUACAGAAAAAGUAAGGACAAACACCUCAGCAACUAACAGUGUUUCCAGCCUAACCACUAUCAGUAUUAAGGACCGGUGUUCCAAUAGCAUGGAGUCUCUCAUGGGGCGACACGUCUCGCAGACUAAGCAGGGCAAAGGUGUCCAGAAGCCACAGAGGCAAGCACUUUAUCGGGGAAUUGAAAACCGAGAAGAGGUGGUGGGGAAAAUCCGAAGCCUCCACGCUGAUUCACUGAAGAAGCUGGCGCUUAAAUGUGAAGAUUUGUUCAUGGCUGGACAAAAAGAUCAGCUGCGCUUCGGGGUGGACAGUUGGUCGGAUUUCAGGCUGACCAGUGACAAGCCAUGCUGCGAGGCAGGCGAUGCAGUUUACUACCCAGCUUCUUAUGCGAAAGAUCCUCUCAACAACUACGCAGUCAAGAUCUGUAAGAGCAAAGCUAAGGAAUCCCAGCAGUAUUAUCACAGCCUCUCUAUCCGGCAGAGUCUGGCAAUCAACUUCAACAUCCAGCAGGACUGUGGCCAUUUCCUUGCGGAAGUGCCAGUUCGCCUCCUUCCAUGGGAGGAUGCUGAUGCACCAGAGGUGGAAGAAGAGGAGCAGGAAGAAGAGGAGAAAGAGCCUGAGCAAAAGAACAGAGACACUCCUUCCAACACAGAGGCUACACAGAAAGACAGCUCAAGCAACCAAGGGACCAUCAGCAAGCCACGCAGCCGUGUUGUGGUCAUCACGCGGGAAGUCCCUUACUUAACUGUGGCUGAUUUUGUGCGAGAAUCCGCACCUCGCCAUGCCAAAAGCCCAGAUUUGUAUGAAAGGCAGGUCUGUCUACUCCUGUUACAGCUCUGUUUGGGCCUGGAGCACCUGAAACCCUAUCAUAUCACACACUGUGAUCUACGGUUGGAGAACCUGUUGCUGGUUCAUUCCAGACCAAGAGGCAGUCCUCUGAACUCUGAAUCCACGGAACCCAGUCCAAACACUGCUUGCCCAGCCAGAUUAAUAGUGAGCAAUUUCUCCCAGGCCAAGCAGAAGAGUCAUAUGGUGGAUCCUGAGGUCCUUCGGGAUCAGUCUCGCCUGGCUCCAGAAAUCAUCACUGCAACACAGUACAAAAAGUGUGAUGAGUUCCAGACUGGCAUCCUCAUCUAUGAAAUGCUGCACUUACCCAAUCCCUUUGAUGAGAAUCCAGAGCUGAAGGAGAAGGAAUAUACUCGUGCUGAUCUCCCCAAGAUUCCUUGUCGUUCCCUCUACUCUCAAGGGCUUCAACAACUUGCCAGCUGCCUGCUGAAUCCAAACCCUUCAGAGAGAAUCCUGAUAUCAGAAGCCAAGGGAAUCCUGCAGUGUUUGCUUUGGGGUCCACGUGAGGACUUGUUCCACGCUCUAAGUACAUCUUCCGACCCCUCACGGAGAGAUGCUGUACUGCAGAACUGGCUGGAUAUUAAAAGGACACUGCUGAUGAUCAAGUUUGCAGAGAAGUCCUUGGACAGGGACUGUGGAGUUAUUCUGGAAGACUGGCUUUGUUGUCAAUAUCUUGCUUUUGCCACUAUAGACUCACUUCAUCGCAUUGUGAGAAUCAUGCAGCAGCACUAGUUUGUAGAGCCCAUUGCUUUUAAUGAAGCACACCCCACAUCCACCCCAGUCCCCACUUCAGCCUCCCUUGGGGCUCACACUUUGUACAAGUGUUAAAAAAUAGCCUAAGUGUCAAAGCCAGCAACUCUGAGCAAAUAUGUUCUAAUUGGAGAAACUGCAUCUUAUACCCAAUAUGACAGAAACUUUACUUUUUUGCUGGGCCUGUUAGGGAUUGAUUAAUACAUGGCUGCAUUUGGAUCAGACAGGAUGUGACUUGAUUAACAUCUGGCUGAAAAGGAGAGCAAACUUCAAUACCACUAUUUCUACCACUGCAGUAAACAAAUUGCCCUCCUCUUCUGGGUAGUUUCUGUCAUUUCCUUAUGUAGCAUUGAUUAGUGAAUAGCAGUGACCAUAAGCAGAGAUGGGUUAGGUUGCAAAUGUGAUAUGAGUGGUCCACCAUGCCACAGAACACUCAGAUGCUUCCUUUCCACUUACCACACAAAAUUUUCUCUCAGCUUAGUUCUUCAGAAGCAGGCCGGACUCCCCUUUCUUUUGGUCUCAACCAAACAGUCUGACUUUUCUCUCACACUUUAUGCUUUGGGAUUUUUUUCCCCCCACAGAUGUGGUUAUCCUACUGACUGCAGCAAGGUCAGUGGGCAGUAAGCAUCUGUGGUUAGUCCUUUUCCCUCCUCCACUGCCUCAGACUCACUACCUGCCUAUAUCCCUUCUAACUACAGAUGUGGGAUUUCAAUAAUGCUGCCUUAAUCAGACCAUUACCCCAAACUUAAGACCUCUGCAUUAAAAAGCAGAAUCCUCACACUUUGUCCAGCCCAUUUCCCAGUCUGGACUGAUGAUGUACUGUAGCUAUAACCACAUUUAUACAAGAAUAUUACAAGAUGUGGUGGGUAAUUGAAAUGCCCCUUCCAUCACAAAGGGCACUAAAUGACUUGAAAUGGAUAGGACACGUAUAACCUUCUCUGACAAUCACUGCUAUGAAUCAGGGAUGAAAAUAACAGCCACCUCUUCUGUUUUAUUUUGGUCUUCUCUUGUCAUGUGCUAUAUUGCAAAGCAGGACUGAAAUUGGCUCUGCUGGUGUGUUGGCAGGAGAUAGAAGUGUUCAGAGCUUGUCUGUGUGUAGGUAACAGGCCACAUGGAGACACUUUUACUGAAGACAUGGUUCUCUGAAGGUUAAAAACAAGGGGGGCAAAAACACUGUUGAUUAAUUAUUGAGGGAGCUGUUAAGUUUGGCAGCCACAACUAACAGUAUUGUGAUCCAUUUUUCCCACAGCAGUGUUUGGCUACGCUCUCCUGUGUGUGUAAUUAGUGUUUUCUCAUGUUGCUGCAGACAACACCCUAAAAGUUGAAUGUUGCUCAAAGAGCAUUGCAGGCAGUUUUGGACUAGAGCAGGAAUUAGUGAGGAUUAAAAUGACAGAAUUUUUCAAAACUCAGCCUGAAGAAGCUUCUUCAGUCUUAGAGGCUGCUGUUGACUUCCUUCUCUGCCCUAACGGCCUCUUCCAGUGGAACCUCUGCAGUUGUGCAGAUGCUGUCGUUGCUCAGUAUUGCUAGGCUCUGCGUUGUUUCCUGGGUCACUCUGAAGAACUGAUCUGGAUGCAGGGGAAAAAGUGACACCAGAUACUCUGACCUGGGUGAUGGAAAGCAGAUAGCCCUAGUUAUGAGCCUGUGCUUCUCUCCUAUGGAUCUAUGUGCAAUUCUUGUAUGUAUUUUUUAAAGCUGUACGUUACAGUGUUCAAUUUACACACCAGCCUUUACGUGAUGAUAGACCUGCAGACCCUUCGUUACUUUCCUGGCACAUAAAUGCACAGAUAUCCACGUGUUCUUUUUAUGGAUUGAUGUUUCAUUUUAAUUGCUAAAACUGUGAGGAAUCAAUUCACUUCAGCCUUGAAACAAAUAGCCACUUUAUUCAGCAUAUGCAUGCUUGGACCAGAUACACGGAAACUGAACAAACAGUCAUGCAGGCUUGCAGUCAGCAAAACUAGCUCUGGAUCCACACCGUAGACUUGGAGGGGUUAACAUGUCUGCAUUAUUCUUCUCUGGCAUCUAUCAGAGCUAAGCUGCAUAGUGUGUGGAAGCCUACAUCGAUUGUGCAGUAGUAUAGACUGUCUUUGUGACCUUUCUAAAGAUUUUUUUUUUUAACUUCUGAUUAUUAUUCUUUUUGUUUGAUUCACCUGUAUCAGUGAAGGAUCAGGCAAGGCUAAGGAUAAUAUAUUUUAAUGUGAUCUCUAUUCUUUUUUUUUUCUUUCUCUUUUUGGCAAAAAGGUUAGAAUGGUGGCAUUGAUGCAGUAGAAGAGGACAAUGCAUUAAAAGCCCAAGUGCAAUGUAUGUAGUUGAGGUACUCCCACUAUGUCAGGAAAGAAAGUCUCUACACUGCUGCUAAGCAGCUCCUAGAAGAACCUUUACAAAGAACCACAAAACCGCUCAAUGCAGCCCUGCUUGAUCUGGACACAGGAGGGCAAUGCUCUCACACCUUAAAUACACUGAGCAUGACAAGUCACCCACAUGCUAUCUGCUAGCUAUUAGUCACAACGUGUUGAGCUACAAGUAGGGCUUCUUGUUCUCUGUGGUUUGGUUUUGUGUUCUGUAGUGCGCGUGUGCACGUAACUUCUCACCGAACUGAUAGAGGCUGUACGAGCAGUUCUUGGACCAUUUCCCAUUGCAGUGGGCUCAUUGCUUGAAGCCUAUAGGUGUUUCUGUGUUUAAGGAGACACACGCUCUCAGUGUCACUUCCAGUCAACAUGCAAAGCUGAAUCUUGAAUGUUUUACAACUGUGCGUGUUUAAUGCAGCUGGUCUCAAGCCUUUAUACCUCUUAGCAAUGUAACUUCAGUUUGCAUCUUUCGUGAAGAACCAAUACUCAUUUUAAAAGCUCUGCAGUAUAAUCAAGCAUGGAUAGAUGUUCACUACCAAUCUCUUUCUUGUGCAGCACUGGGUAAACCUUAGCAAUUUGUAAUGUUGUGUGUUGGGUUUUUUUCUUUAAAAAGAAAGAACGGUCGAAGUAGUUGAACACAAUCUGGCCCGAGCUCUUCCUUGGAAAGCUUGAGGCUGGACUUUGCAACUCUGCCCAUAACUGAUGAUUGUAACUCUUGUUUGUGGUAGUUCUCUAUCCUGGCAACAGAUUGUGCCACAUAAGUAUACAAGAAUGUAUGCAUUAAACUGAUUGUAAACUAAUCCUAAGAAUGCUACAGCAUAAUUGCUAAGCAAAAGGAAAAAAACCCGCUCUGUUUGUAACUGGGAUCCUGUGUAUGACAGGAACAACCCCCCUGGCUGUGCACAUUACAAUUUACUUGAAUAUGUGCACAGAUCUUGAAUUGUUUUUUUUAGCAAUGUUGCACUUUCAGUUGAGCUCAAAAAAUAGGAAGAGCUACAAAUCUAAGAUAACAGUAUUGACUGUAAAUAUAUAUUUUUCUAUUAAUAAAAGCUGUCAUUCAAAUAUUUUUAACAUGAACUCUAAAGAUUUUUCCAGUGGCAACUAAUGUCUGGAAAAAUCCAAUGCUUGUUUGAGGAAUUAUGAUGAGUGGUUUCUGAUCCUAUUAGAGCCAUUAAAACCUCUCUAAUAUUACAGAGAGAGCACAGUGAUUGGAUUCACAACGUUUAGUGCCUUGUCAAAAAAACUAAAAUGUAGCUGGUCAGUUGAUGGAAAUUUUAUCCUUUUCAUAAUAGCCCUAGAAACAAUACUGCUCAUAUGAAGAUGCAAAAGACUUCACAAAAUGAAAUGCUGUAU